Meloidogyne enterolobii is the source of this 570-nucleotide messenger RNA. NCBI's taxonomy places the organism in Eukaryota, Metazoa, Nematoda, Chromadorea, Rhabditida, Meloidogynidae. The record is from the annotation of a GenBank genome assembly.
AUGUACGAUACAAUUUUUUCUGUCCCAAAGGGGGUACCUUCUUAUAAUGGUGUCCGAUCUUUUUCCCUUCAACGUCUACUUAAUGAAACAAUUUUUUUUCGGUGUCGUGAACGGUUGUUGCAAGCGCAAAAUUUACUGGAGCGGGCGCAACCAAAACCAGUAAAGAUUACGCGGUCUGGUCAUUGUUUAUUGUCACUCACUUGCCCAUUAAUUUUAACAGAGGAGUGCAUUACCGCUGAAGCUUUAAUUAUUUCUGUCAAUACAUUCUUUGGUACAGUUAACUGUCGAGUUGAGGCAUUAGGUCGUUGUGACGAAAUUAACGAAUUAGAAAAACAACUAAAUGCAGCCAGUCCUUCAAUAAAAAUUAUAGUCAAUUUAUUAGACCGUUUACGAAUUUUAAUACUAAUGGAGCGUUUACAGAGAGCUAUUGUUGGACUACAAGUCAACAAACUCAACGACAACCAAGCUUUAUCCCUUGCAAAUAAAUUAACUACACUUCCAAAAGAUAGAAGCAUUUUCCAAUUUAUUAGAGAAGACCAAUUUUAUUUGGUAAAUUAUAAAAAAUUUUAA